Oncorhynchus masou masou (cherry salmon) is the source of this 1957-nucleotide messenger RNA. RefSeq names its product glutamyl-tRNA(Gln) amidotransferase subunit B, mitochondrial-like. The record is from RefSeq and is a predicted model, not a curated record. Bases 43 to 1710 code for a protein of 555 amino acids. Gene Ontology annotation, cellular component: glutamyl-tRNA(Gln) amidotransferase complex; mitochondrion. Gene Ontology annotation, biological process: mitochondrial translation; glutaminyl-tRNAGln biosynthesis via transamidation. Gene Ontology annotation, molecular function: glutaminyl-tRNA synthase (glutamine-hydrolyzing) activity. The transcript has 13 exons. Lineage: Eukaryota; Metazoa; Chordata; Actinopteri; Salmoniformes; Salmonidae.
AUGACUACAACUACCAUAAUACCCUAAACAGAAAGGCUAAACAUGGCAGGCUCCUCUGCAGGAAUGACUGCACUGCUAUGUAAUAUGAAUAAACAAAUUGCAAUAUUUUAUCCAACGAUUACUUACCAAAGGCACAAUUGGUGUGUGAUAAGGAGAAUAUGUAUGUUUGUCUCCCGAUGCCAGAGUCAAGCCCAAACAAAACCGAAAAGUGCUCCCCAGGAGCUGGUAGGUGUGGUGGGUCUGGAGAUCCAUGCUCAGAUCCACUCCAACACCAAGCUGUUUUCUGGCUCCCAGGUCGGGUUCCAGGCUCCACCUAACUCCCUGGUGUCCUUCUUUGAUGCCUCCUUACCUGGAACUCUACCUGUUCUGAACAGACGAUGUGUGGAGGCUGCAGUGAUGACAGGUUUGGCCCUUAACUGUACCAUCAACAGGAAGUCUCUCUUUGACAGGAAGCACUACUUCUAUGCUGACCUUCCUGCGGGCUACCAGAUCACCCAACAGAGGCUGCCCAUCGCGGUGGACGGCACCCUGACCUACAGUCACCUGGGGGGCCGUAAGAGGAACGCGGUGGUCACCAAGAGUGUCAGGAUCAAACAGAUCCAGUUAGAGCAGGACAGUGGCAAGAGCCUCCACGAUGACUACAGGAACCAGACCCUUAUAGACCUCAACAGAGCAGGUGUGGGUCUGAUGGAGCUGGUGAUGGAGCCAGACAUGAGCUGUGGAGAGGAGGCAGCAGCAGCCGUCAGAGAGAUGCAGCUCAUACUGCAGGCUCUAGGGACCUGCCAGGGAAACAUGGCUGAGGGCCAGCUGAGAGUGGAUGCCAACGUGUCCGUCCACAGACCUGGGGAUCCUUGGGGCAUCAGGACUGAGGUCAAGAACAUCAACAGUGCCCGCAACCUGGCCAGGGCCAUAGACUAUGAGAUCCAGAGACAGAUGUUUGUCCUGAAGAGCGGCGGCACGGUGCAGAACGAGACACGGUCGUUUGAUGGCAAGACUGGUCACACCAUUCCAAUGAGAGACAAGGAGGGCCUUCAGGACUACAGGUUCAUGCCGGAGCCCAACCUGCCUCCUCUGAUGGUGUACGAGGCGUGCUCUACAGCCCCCCCUGGUGUUGCCCCCAGCCAGAUGGUGGUUCUGGAGGAGGUGAGGGAGAGGCUGCCGGAGCUGCCCAGCGUCAGGAGGCAGAGGCUGGUGGAGACCUACGGCAUCCUCCCCGAACACAGCUUCACCCUGGUGAAUGAGGACGGGCUGAUGGACUACUUUGAGGCCGUCGUCAGGGAGACCAAGGCUGGGCCGAGAAAGGUGAUUGGCUGGGUGAUGAACGAGCUGCAGGGCCUCCUCCAUCAACAGAACCUGAGUGUCAGCCAGAGUCUGAUCUCUCCUCAAGCUCUAGCCCAGAUACUGAAUCUCCAGGAGAAUGGACAAAUCUCUUCUUCUAUCGCCAAGCAGGUGUUCCAGGAGCUGUGGAAGACCCCAGGUAAAACGGCCCAGCAGAUCGUCAAGGAGCAGGACCUGGGGAUGGUCAACGACAGCACAGAGAUCCACAGGAUUUGCCAGAAGGUGGUGGACUCACACCCAGACCAGGUCCAAGCCAUCCGCAGUGGGAACAAGAAGGUUCUGAACAAGCUCAUGGGUCUGGUCCAGAAGGAGACGAAAGGCAGGGCUGACCCAGUCCUGGUACGGGCCAUCCUGGAGCAGAAGACCUCCUGAGGACUAACUAACACUGUCUGUGGCCACCUUGACUGCCUCAACCUUGACAUGCCUGGUGGAAUAUCAAACUGGUCCAAGAAGCAUGAUAUCAUUAUGGCUUCAUCAUAGUUAAUGUCCUCUGGUCAAGAGGAUUAUUGUUGCUAAAUCAACUGUCUGUCAUGUUGUCUUCUGUCUUCCGUAACCGCCUUUAAGUUGUUGCAGUUGUAUUGUAGCUUUUAUUUGUGUACAUAAAUAUAUUCUAAUUCUC